This is a messenger RNA of Betta splendens (Siamese fighting fish), 2215 nucleotides long. It is a transcript of the gene ddx28, whose product is annotated as DEAD (Asp-Glu-Ala-Asp) box polypeptide 28. Lineage: Eukaryota; Metazoa; Chordata; Actinopteri; Anabantiformes; Osphronemidae. Gene Ontology annotation, molecular function: ATP binding; RNA helicase activity; nucleic acid binding. The record is from RefSeq and is a predicted model, not a curated record. Gene Ontology annotation, cellular component: mitochondrion. Gene Ontology annotation, biological process: mitochondrial large ribosomal subunit assembly. Bases 148 to 1824 code for a protein of 558 amino acids. The transcript has a single exon.
CUGACGUCAUCAUCACUCGCCCAGAAAGCAUGGCGCCGCUGCCGUCAAGCGGUAGAUGAUAAAAUGGUGGCCGGGUCUCUUUUAGUUUUAUGAUUUUGUGGGCUUUUUACGUCGUCUCUUUGUUUUUUACGACCGCUAGGCUCCAACAUGCUGUCUGUGAAGUUAGCGUAUGUGGCUUUGGACGCCUCCAGAGCGCUGGUUAAACUACCGCCUCGGCGUCGUGCUCUGUGUUCUGUCAGUGCGACUCGGUUCUGUCACUCGACAGCUACCGCAGAGGAGCCCGCAGUGAUUCGUAUUCCUCGUUACAUGCAGAAACGCGUCGAAAAUGUGAAGCAGGCUCGAGACAAAAACAAGGUCAGCACCAUCAAAGCCGGAAAACUCCUGAUCCAGAGCAAGAACCCGGACCUGAACCAGUCGGCCGGGUUCGUCCUCGGGAAGUUUGAGCAGCCCCUUCUCUGUUCCAAAGGAUGGAAACACAACAAGUCAUUCGGCGACUAUUUCACCAUCAACAACACCAAGACUGCUGCACCGUGUGUUACUGAAAACCAGACGGAGGAUGCUCAACGGAAAACAGCCACGACGUUUGAUGAGCUCCGCAUUUGCAAAGAGCUGGUGGAGGCCCUGAACGGCCUCGGCAUCACUCGUCCCACCACUGUGCAGCUGCAGACCAUCCCAAAAGUCCUGAAAGGUCACAACAUUCUGUGCGCUGCAGAGACGGGCAGUGGGAAGACGCUGAGUUACCUCCUGCCCAUUGUUCACAGGCUGCAGGCUCACAGAGAACUGCAGACGCACUCCAAGGACAAAAUUCGGACUUUGGUCCUGGUUCCUUCCCGAGAGCUCGCCGAGCAAGUGGCUGCGGUGUCCAGGACUCUGUGCGCUCCGUUCGGCCUGUUAACGAGGACCGUGGGCGGCGGUCGAGGCGUCGGACACAUCAAGUCGGUCUUCAGGAAGAAUCACCCGCACAUUUUAGUGGCGACUCCAGGCGCUCUGGUUAAAGCCCUGCAGAGACGCUGCCUGGACCUGGGUGAGCUGAGCUUUUUGGUGGUGGACGAGGCCGACACCAUGUUCGACUCCAGCUUCUCGGACAUGCUGGAGAAGAUCCUGCUCAGCACCGAGGUUGCGGAUCAUCCCAGGGAAACGCACGGCCCGGGGCACAAAGCCCAGCUGCUGCUGGUGGGAGCCACGUUCCCAGGUGGCGUUGGGGAGCUGCUCAGCCAGGUGACAGACCUUGGCAGCAUGGUGGUGGUCAAAAGUAAGAUGCUGCACUGCCUCAUGCCACAUGUCAAACAGACCUUCCUCAAGGUGAGAGGCGCCGACAAAAUCCUGGAGCUCUACCAGUCCCUGAAGCUGCUCCAACAAGGAAAAGGAAGGGGUUCCGGGGUGCUGGUGUUCUGCAACAAGUCGACCACCGUCAACUGGCUGGGCUACUCACUGGAGGAGAUGGGCGUUCAGCAUGCGCGUCUGCAGGGGGAGAUGCCUGCAGCCGUUCGCACAGGCAUCUUCCAGUCCUUCCAGAGGGGCUCGGUAGACGUGCUGAUCUGCACAGACAUCGCCUCCCGGGGCCUGGACACCUCCCGGGUCGGCCUGGUGGUCAAUUACGACUUCCCGGAAUCUCACACGGACUACAUCCACAGGUCGGGGAGGGUGGGCCGAGCGGGGGGCGUGGAGGACGGGGAGGUGCUCAGCUUCGUCACCCAUCCCUGGGACGUGGAGCUGGUGCAGAAGAUCGAGACGGCGGCACGGAGGAGGAUGAGUUUACCAGGAAUGGAAUCAGAAAUACAUAAGCCGAGAACUAGAGAGGAGGAGAAGGAGGAGGAGGUGUAGUAGGAGAGAGCGCAGCAGUACAGGACAAACAGCUUUGUCAAUUUGUUGCAGUUUGUAGAAAUUUGAUAUAAAUCAUUGGAAAAAAAAUAAGAUGUCAUAACAAAAGGGUUUGUUGUAAUUUCUAAAAUUGCCUGAUGUAAAUAAUGCUCGUACACCAGUUCGGGCUCAACACUCUGAACGUUCACACCAUUAAGUAAUAUGUUCAAUGUGGGUCACACUUUAUUACAUCACUCAGGCCUUGGUUUUAAUAAAACUUUAAAUAAGUUAAGGGCUUUGUGAUCAGUAGCAGCCUAAUACUAUACAGGAUAUUAUAUAAUUAAUUGUAUUUGGUGCUGUAUAAAAAUGUCUUAGUCUGGGCCUCCUAUAAAUUCUUCCUUCGGGAAAUAAGACA